This is a messenger RNA of Amoebophrya sp. A120, 7333 nucleotides long. Lineage: Eukaryota; Dinophyceae; Syndiniales; Amoebophryaceae. The record is from the annotation of a GenBank genome assembly.
AGCUUCGGAGGCUCGUUGGCUGCUAGUUUUUCGCCGCAUAGGUUUGCCGAUAUCAAAAAGGAGAUUAGAUCCAGAUUGUAGAUGCUUCAGAUAUUUACAAGAGGGGUAAAGCAACAGCACUAAGAGUGGCGGUUUACUCUUCGAUAAUUGGAGCUGGGAUAAUUCCGGCUCCUUGAUUUGUCGGCCUAUUGCAUCAAGCAAAAUGGGCGACCUACACGAGAAGCUGGAGGACUCCCUACUUUUUCCGGUCGGAGGAUCCUCACCCGCAGAGGAACGAGAAGAGAAGUCGCACGAGCAACAAGAAUUACCCUUUCGGGUUCUCAUCAACGCCCGCACUGGGUGUGAGGAUGGACUUCGCGCGCUGCUGUCGAGCAACGAGCUCGCGCAGCUGGCGCAAGCGUAUCAUCAGCACCAUGGUCCAUCAGGAGGGGCAGCGACAAGCGCCGCUUCGAAGCCGAUGCCCGUGCAGGUUUUCUUGGACAAGCUGGAGCAAGAAAAACUUCCCGUCGCCACCAGUUUCGCGAUUGAGCAAUUGCAGAAAUACUACGGGACGAAGGGAAAAAAUUGGGGGCAACAUCGAGCAGGGCGAGAAGUAGAUCCAGCGGGUCCAGCGGAAAUGAGAAUGACAACUCCACGAAAUGAUAGUACUUUCGACCCGAUCGUGAAAGUUGACGUGAUAGCACCCGUUGAUUGUGGUGCCACCUACGUGAAGGCGCUGUUGAGAGUGGCGAUGCCCCGGCCGACGUCCGUCCACGUGACGGAGAAGCCGCUGUCACUUCUGGGCCCGGAGAAUUACGACCUGGUCCUGAAUUCCGACCGGUCUUUGGCGCAGCAAGUGAGGUCGCUCUUCCAGCUCGGCCAACAGGGGGCACUGAUCCAAGAGGUCGCCGCCCGAGCGUCGACUGCAGGCUCCUCGUCGGCGGGCCUUGUUGAUUCUUCCUUCUUACAGAAACUGUUGGCGUCAAUCGGAGGUGCAGAUGAAGGUGGAAGUCGAUUUUCAUCCAGCGGCCGUGGCCUGCUGUCUCUGUCGGGUGGCCCCGCGUCAAGCACGCACAAAAGGCAGAUGUCCAACAUAACGACUGGCAGCAGCGUGAACAACGAGCCGCCCAGCAGCCCUCACUUUGGCGCGAUGACGAGUACUCGGGGGGUGCUAGAGCUGGCGCACGGAUCGAAGAAGAGCAUCAGCAAGCAGUCUACGAACAGUUGCGCGGAAGGCCCGCCCAUGAAACGGCUCUCCAGGCGCCCACACGCAGUAGAACUGCGCAACGCGGUGGACCAGCGGGUCCAUGCGGGCACAGCCAAGACGACGAAAAAAAUGAACAAAAAAUCACUGUCCAUGGCCCAGCAAGUCGAGCUGCAGAAACUCCUUCAAAGCAAAGGGCAGGGCGUUGUCGAGCAGCAGCAAGAGAACCACGCCAGCAUUUUUCACGUGAACACAGCGGCACUUAUGGUGCAGCAGCAGGAGGAAGACCGGGAACAAGCGGUCGUUUUACGAAGCGGAACUGCGAGCAAACUUCACACGCCACCACCAUCGCUGCGGAAGCCGGGGAGCCAACUUGCCGGAGUCGAACAAGGUGACUUUUUUCUGGACGCCAUCACUAAAUUGUCCCUCGUGGACGCAGUGCUCGAGCAUUUCCUACGGGUUUACUGCGCUGUUCCUGAACAGAACAUGAUCAAACUCGUUGAGGACGGAGGUGCAAUUGGCGGGGAAGCAGGAUCGGCCAGCUGCAGCAGCAGCACCCAACUGGUGCCUUUCACUCCUGCUGGGCCGCAACCCUCCUCUUUGACGCACAAUUCGCACAAACCCUGGACCAUAGGGCAGUUACAGAUGGAGGAGGCUGCGCGCCGGGGCCAGCAGCUGUCCGCCUUCGACGUUUCAGAAACUUCGGUCGGUGCGGCAAGCGGCAAAAACAGCAAGCUCGACGGCACAGUGCCAUCUCUCCAGCUGAAUAACAUCAAUACCUAUAUCAAUACCAGCACCGAUGAACACGAAGCCGUUGAUGCGGGUAGUUCAAGCCGUGAAAACGGUGCUCUGUUUGGGCAGCAAGUCUCGGAAAAGCUCGCGAAUUUGCGGAAACAGCAGGAGCGCACGUCUUGCGGAAGCGCUGCUUUCGGAACUGGUGGCAGUAGCUCGUCCUCCACCGCUCUUGUCCCGCCGUUUCCGAAUUCACUCCUCUCGGCAAAGUACACGAAAUAUGUGCUUUGCAUUGCUUUUCACAUCGAGUCAGACAGUUUUGAAUGCGAUUCUCAUAUUUAUUGCAAGCGGAUUUCUGCACAGCAAGUCCAACUCCAAUAGCGCAACUUGUCAAUACGUAAACGGACCUUUUGCUCUUGAUUUUUUGAUCUUCCCUGGCGCGUACUUCUAAACUGCAUCUGAAAACAUGAAAGCGUAAUUCCUACAUACUUACUGGAAGCUGAAAACUUAUCAGGCCUCGUGGUUCAUCCGCAGGAGGACAGCAAAUGUCCACACUGACGCCUGUUCCUGAGGAGUCUCCAGAGUCCCGAAGUAGGCCACCGCCGGCGGAGCACAAGUUUUUAGCUUCCACGCCCCGUCGAAAGAAAAGCAAGCACGGAGAUGACGACUUGCUCGCAGGGCUGGAGCUUGCUCCGCUAAAUAAGAACGCCACGACGAGCGAUUUAUCGGCUGGCAGUACACGAGGAGCGCUGGAGCCUACUGGUAAAGAUAAGGAGCAGUGCUUGCAUGUUCAUGGUGGCAUGCAUGUCGAUUUCCGCGGAAGCAAGAGAAAUGACAGGGUAUGAUCAUGCGAAAACGAGGCAUGCUGAGGCGAUAAAUUCUGUACCAUGUACGUAAAGCUAAGAACCGAAACCAAGAUAAACUUCUGCAAACAGGCAUCGUUUCCGGUCAUUUGCGCGUGUCAGGCGUAAACCAGUUUACGGCAGAGGCGGUACAGCAGUACCAGCUGGAGAACAAGGACAAGUCCCGUCGUGUCUCUUCUCGCGGAACGGUGACGGGCAAUAAGCGAUCUCCGAGUAGAGGGCGGUGCCGGAGCAAAAAAACCUCAAUGAUCGGCACCGCGAAGCCUCCGAGAGAGCCCAGCAUGCCAGAUUGCGGACACCAGGUUGCGCCCGGCGUAUUUGUCGGGCCGGAUGCGUUAUUCCGGCUUAUCCCCGCCGACAAAGUCGAACGCAAGGAGGAGGAGGGCUACGAAAAACACAACACUGACGACGUGCUCACCUGGAAAAAGUACAUUCUGGACAAUUGCAUCACGCACGUUCUGAGCAUCGCAGAUAUCACCAUCGACCGGGAGCAACACCCGAACUGCGUCAAGGUCAAGGAAGUCCCGGGCAUGGCGGACAAUGAGAAAACGCCACUGCACACCAAAUUUUCCGAAAUCAUUCCCUUCAUUCAUGCGGCAAUCCGACCGCUUGCGCUUGGCGAGAGCACACCGCAGCAACUGGGGAAAAUCGCGGUGACAAAAUGGAACGAUCUCGUGCUGCAGCCGUUUCGCGCGCGCCAGAACCCUCCGCAGCUGCAGGGAACGAACAUCAACGACGCUAUCAGCGAGCUGUUGUCGCAGAAGUUAGCAGAAGCGACGAGCACACCAGUGGUGGAUGGCGCCGAUGCGGAUGUCGCAAAGGCGUCGAAUGUCGGGGACCACAGAGUUGCAGAAGAACAAGAAGAAACAGGAACCGGACAAGCGAGCAAAAAGCGAAAAGUAUCAAUGGCGCAGCAGCACCAGGCAGCGGCGAGCAGCACGGCUGCGGCUACAAAGAAAGGCAAAAGGUCGCGCUCACCGAGCAAAGUAGUAGCACUACCAGCUGGAGCUGCAAUGCUAGAAGCCGAGCCGGAGCAAAUCGAGCAAGCUGCACGCCCGGAAGGGGGAGGAGCAGGCGAAAAAGAAGAUGAUGUCAGCAACGGCAGGACUCUGCUGUAUAUCCACUGCCAUCAGGGAUGUAGUCGGAGUGCGACGCUGUGGAUGGCGUACGUUAUUUGUGUCUGCCAGGUGCCGAGUCUCGAAUUGGUCCUCCACUCCGCGCAGCAAGGUCGGUAUCUCGUGUGCCCGAAUGACGGCUUCUUGACCCAGCUCAACGACUUCAUCACUAAACCCGGUCGGCGUGAGAAGAUUCGCGAGGGGCUCGAGGACGCCGAUUUGGUCGGUGCGUGGCUCGCAAAGUACUUUCAGCAACGGUUCGACGAGCAAACAUUUUUCGACGACGCCAGCCACCCAUCGCUUUCUGAGCGUGAGCACCUUUUUAACGUGAGAAUCAAACACCCGCCCUUUACGCUGAAGGAGGAGGAUCAGGUUUACAUGACGAUGGACAAGGAGAAGGUUUUCCGCAACUACGAGGCCUGGCGCAGCAUUCACCUCAAAUUGCAGCCCGGCUCGCCUGCGUCGCCACCGCCGCGCGACUACAGGGAACAAAUGCGCAACAGUUCUGCAAAACAGGGCGGCUCCGGUGCCGCGCCGCCCUCGUCUGCCGGGUCUGGAAAAAUGAAAAGCCGGUCCCGAACUCCGUCGAAACGCUGAUGCUAGUGGUGGCGCGUUUUCUCGUGCUGUCGUGAUGACCUGAUUUGUUACCCAUCGCGGCGACGUGCCAUAUCUAUGACUCUACGAACACCAAUGUAAAGAUAGGACUUCUAGGUGCAUUUCGCUUCUUCAUCAUACCCAAGAGAACUAUAGACUGCAACCAACUAGACCAAAGACCUGACGCUCAAGGAGACCCCAAACCUAUAGGGCUCUAAUCAAAAGCGUAUCUCGACGGGACUACAACUUUUGAGACCUAAAAGGAGACCCCAAAGGAGACCCCUGACCUCUAGAGGCCCGAUUUCUGGCGAGCUCUUUUCUUCUUCCAAACGCGAUCUAAUUCUGCAGACGAGACCUCAAAGGAGACCCCAAAGGAGACCCCUGACCUCUACAGGUCAGGAAUCCGGCGAGCUUUUUUCGAGAGCUAGACACGAUGGCAUUCCACAAAGGAGACCCCAAAGGAGACCCCCGACCUGUAGAGGUCUCCCAUAUUUUUUUUUGAAUCGCAGGCGCCAAUGGCCUAAAGGAGACCCCAAAGGAGACCUCCACCCUCUAGAGGUUCGAGGUCUCCUUUUCGUCAGAAUUUAGUCUGUUUUCGUGUUUUCAAAAGCAUCGCUUUCGAGCUGUAUUUUCGCAGAAUAGAGUGCGGCUUUCGUGUUUUCAAAAGCGCGCUUUUUUAUUCGGGCGCGCUUUUGGCUUCUACGUUCUCUGGCGUGUUUGAAAGAUCUGACGUGGCCUGCCGCUACUACUUUGCCGGCGCCCCCGCCUUCCUUCGCCGGCCUGUUGCCUGGUCCACUUCUUUGGGCAACUGCCACGAGCAGCGCUGGCGCUUUCUGCCCCCACCCCGCCGAGUGCAUUCGCCCCACGUGCCGCUGCCAUGCUUGCACCUGGCUGCAGUGGCGGGCGCCCCAGCGGGCGACAGGCUGCAGGGGCGCGCUUCCCCGUCCCAGACGCACGCGCCUACCCAAGUCACCAUAUGAAUUUUCUUAACAGUCCCUGUCCCGGCCCUCGCCCAGAAUUCCCACACGCCGCCGCCCUCUGGUAAAUGAUUCUCAGCCCUCGCGCGGUUUCUGUCUCCAACGCUUUGAGGCCUGCGCAUUCGCCUCCUGAGAACGAAGGAUCAGGGCCGCGGGUUUUUCCUUGUCCUUCGGAUACAUAUUUACCUGCCAAGCUGGGCUCGCUGAAGCGCAACCGCAGAAGCAGUGUCUCCCCCUCACCCCGCACCGAAAGACGAGGGCACAAGCGCGAGGCCGCGCGCAACGAACGCGGUGCGGUCCGUGCGGCGAGGCUCAUCUAGCUAACAUGUCGCCACGCAACCCAAUCGCCCGCCCCCGCAAUUAUAGCGCCGCGCGCACCCGACCAAAGCGCGCAGCGUGCAUCGCCUUCAGGCGGGCUGCUGUUAUUUUCGCGAAGGCGAGAGAGGCAGGCUUGCGGGGCCAGGCGGGAAUUAGAUUCGGGCUUGGGGGGUCUCCGGGCAGGACCAGGAGCGCGCCGCAAGGCAGACUUCGGGCAGCGCCCCUGCCUGACUGGGCCGCCCUGGAGCCAGCUUCCGCGCCGGUGGCGGUCCUGGCCCUAGCGUUCAGGCUGGGGGAAGUAAGUGUUGCGUAGUAUGGGCACUCCCUGCGGCGUCAGCUGCCGCCGAGUCGCCUGCGCUGCUUCUGGUUUUGCAAGUGCUAUGGAGUGACCCCAUGGCGGCGCGCUCGCAUGGCGUCUUUUUCCUCCGGUGGCAGCAAUGCACCGCGAGGCGGCUUGGCCCCAGUGUGCCUGCCGGCCUGUCGUGCAUGGUGGCACAGAUGCCAGCAAGCCUCAUGCGCGUCGGCCCUGCACAAAAAAACCGGGCCGCCUCAAUGUCGGCCCUGUGUGGAUACAAAUGUGCGCGCUCAUAUUUUUCGAAGCCGCAGCGCGUUCAUAUUUUUCGAAAAUGCGAGGGGUCCUAGUUUUUUUCUUAGUAUUUUCUGUUUCUUGUAAUAUACCGACGCGUGCUAUUGCUAACGGUGAACGCCAAGCGCGCUCUUCCGCCUUACAGUCCUGGCCCCCUUGAGCGCGGUCAUUCUCUAGUUAUGUGGAAUAUUCCGCGCCGUUGUGCCCCCUCCACGGCGGCGCGAGAUCCAGAUACAUUUGCUCUCGUCUCUCUCCAUGGACGAGAAUGAAGAAGCAAAUCCAAAUCAAUAGAAUCCUGUACGCUGUUGUUAACUUGAAGCUCAAGGUGGAGCGAUGCAAGGCAAGAGCACGAACAUGAAGAUGAAAACUUAAACUACGCCCAGGCUCAGAGAAGUCACAGUGUGCGUUCUCUCGCUGUCUUGCUACGUCUUCUUCUUUUGCUUUUCGGUGGGUCGACAACCGAUGUAAUGAUUUUCUGUGAUACUGAUAUUCUCGACUUGCAAUGAGAAUGAAUUGGCCUGCGCGAUCGACGGAGGGCCCUGACCCUGUGAUUCAUUUUCUGGGUUGAGUUGUGUCUUGGAGAAGUAGCGGCGCUGUCCCUCAAGAGCUUGAGCUUGUGGUCUUCGCAAUCAAGUAGAACGAAACUUCAUGUACUUAAAGUCAAAUAAACUAAAAGCAAGUAUACACAUUUUGGAAAGUAGCAUCAAUUACGAUCUUAGACAGCAUACUAUGAACAAGAAGAAAUUACAUCGUGGAGGUCGUGAUAGUAUGGGCCCCGUUUUGCCGACCGGCAAUUUUGCCCCGUCAGCGUAGUCAUUGUUCCCCUUCGAGGACGAGCUGCACUUUCACUUCUGAAGGCUCUUCUGUCCGUGCGGAAUCUUCACUGACGAGUCAUGUAAGUGUGAUGUAUGUACCUGUGAAGUAGUACAUCCGAUGCGCUUGCGGAAGGAGGCCCUGCAACGUCU